This is a messenger RNA of Dendrobium catenatum, 1554 nucleotides long. Its product is annotated as aspartyl protease family protein At5g10770-like. Lineage: Eukaryota; Viridiplantae; Streptophyta; Magnoliopsida; Asparagales; Orchidaceae. Gene Ontology annotation, biological process: proteolysis. Gene Ontology annotation, molecular function: aspartic-type endopeptidase activity. The transcript has 3 exons. The record is from RefSeq and is a predicted model, not a curated record. The coding region runs from base 1 to 1554 and encodes 517 amino acids.
AUGAAGCUAAACAACAACGAAGAUGAUGCAAACUUGCGAGCUCCCGUCGUCGUCGCAACUUCCGAUCGGACAGGCAAAGGGAACGUCGUCGCUUCGAAGGAGCGAAGUCUAACAAGAACGAAGGCACCGAAGAAGCCUCUCGUGCAAUCUUACACCUCCUGCGAAGCAAUGAAGCCGAACAGCAACGACGACGAUGACGCCAUCGCAAAUGUCGAGCUCGUGGAUGUAGAGCUUGAAGUUUUGCUGGGUAUCUUUGGUGUGGAUAGUCAUUUGGCUAUUAAAUAUACAUUAUAUGACACUGAAGGCCAUGCAGCCCUUCCCCUGCUCAGGUGGUCCACCGGCACGGCCCGUUGCUUCAUCCCUUGCCAAGCCAGGCACAAUGCCCGUACCCUAUUGUCCCAUGUGGAGCUACUCCGUCAAGACCAACACCGCGUUGACUACAUCCAUCAUAGAGCCGCCAAUUCCACUGCCCGUCUCAACCCUAUCGGAAGCUCUAUUUUUGCAGAAGUCUCGGUAGAAAUUGGCAUACCUCUUUCUAGCUAUAAUUAUAUUGUCACCAUAGGCCUAGGCACCCAGAUAGAGAACUUCUCAGUUUUGUUGGACACCGGUAGCCCUCUCACUUGGAUCCAAUGUGUUCCCUGUGAUAAUUGCUACCCCCAAAUAGUCCCAAUUUAUGACCCAGCCAAGUCCUUUGGUUUCUCCAACAUCCCAUGUAACUCCAACUAUUGUGCUGAUCUUAACCAAUUUGGUUGCUCCUCUACCGAUACCUGUCUAUAUGUGAUAAACUAUUUUGACGGUUCUUUUUCUAAAGGCUCCUUCAUUAAAGACACCUUAACAUUCUCCUCUGAUAAAUUACUCUAUUUCCGCUAUGGCUGUGGACAUAACAAUAGUUGGACAUUCGGACAAAUAAAUGGGAUAUUAGGCCUCGGUCGGGGGGCUGUUUCAAUUAUUUCCCAAACAGCUGGAUUUUAUAACAAGGUAUUCUCAUAUUGUCUACCAUCAGCAACCAACAAAAUUGGAUAUCUCAAACUAGGUAGCUCGGUCCCUAGUGUGCAGUAUACACCGAUGCUGACCAACCCAAACCUUCCAUCUAUGUACUUCCUCAAUCUCAUUGCCAUUUCUGUUGAUCAUGAAAGGCUCAACCUUUCACCUACUGUAUUCACUGGCCCUGGAACUUUUUUGGACUCCGGCGCAGUGAUUAGCCGCCUUCCACCCACUGCCUACUUUGCCCUUCGUGACACUUUUCAACAGUACAUGACAAAAUACCCGAUGGUACCUCCAAUAGAAAUUUUUGACACAUGCUAUGACUUCACAAACUUCCAGAACGUGUCCCUGCCACAAAUUGACUUGAUCUUUGAAGGAGAAGUGACAGUUACAUUAGAUUCCACAGGGAUAAUUUUCACGACAACUACUUCUAUAACGUGCUUUGCCUUCGCUAAAAAUGAUGAUGAUAGUAAGGUAGUGAUCAUUGGUAAUGUGCAGCAACGCACUAAAAAUAUAGUUAUUGAUGAGAAGAAUCAACAAAUUGGCUUUGGGGCUCAUGGUUGUAGCUAG